AUGCCAGGUCACGAUGCAGACUUGGUCAUCUGGGAUCCAGAAAAGGAAUUUACAGUAAAAGAGGAAAACAUACAUCACAAAAAUAAAUAUGUCGUCUCUCUCUGUCCCACCACCGCAAUGUCUCUCACAAACUUUUGCGGUCCCACACCGGCUUCUGCUGGGACCGGGACCCUCCAACAUGCCGGCUCGGAUUGUGACAGCUGCGUGCCAACCAAUGUUAGGACACCUGCACCCUGAGACCAUAGAGAUUAUGGAUCAGAUAAAGAGUGGGAUCCAGUAUGCGUUUCAAACUCAGAAUCGCAUGACUCUGGCAGUGAGUGGGCCGGGUCAUGCUGCUAUGGAGUGUGCUAUCUUUAACUCAGUGGAGCCUGAAGAGAGUGUUCUCAUUGCAGUCAACGGGAUCUGGGGGGAGAGAGCUGCUGAAAUCGCACAGAGAAUAGGUGCCAAAGUAAACACCAUUGUAACCUCAGCUGGCAGGUACUUCACAAACAAUGAAAUAGAGCAGGCAUUAGUCAAAUAUAAGCCAGUUAUGUUCUUCCUCACACAUGGAGAGUCUUCUACAGGAGUGGUCCACCCCAUAGACGGCAUUGGUGAACUCUGUCACAAAUAUGGUAGUUUGUUCUUGGUUGACUCUGUUGCAGCACUUGGAGGUUGUCCAAUCUACAUGGACAAGCAAGCUAUCGACAUUUUGUACACUGGCUCUCAGAAGGUCCUAAACGUACCUCCAGGAACUGCACCAAUCUCCUUCAGUGAGCGAGCAUGCUAUAAAAUCUUCAACCGGAAGACAAAGCCUGUGUCUUAUUUUCUGGACCUGAGCUGGCUGGCCAGUUACUGGGGCUGUGAUGAUAAACCUGCUCGCACUUAUCAUCACACUGGACCUAUAACUGCUUUCUACAGUCUGAGAGAAGGUCUUGCCAUACUUGCAGAAAUGGGUCUUGAAAAGUCAUGGAAGCGACACAAAGAUGUGGCAGAAUACUUCCAUGCAGGCCUGGAGAAGAUGGGUCUCAAGCUCUUUGUGGAGGAGAAGAAAGCGAGAUUGCCCACUGUUACUACAAUAGUAGCACCCCCAGGUUAUGACUGGAAAGAGAUCACAGGUUUUGUUAUGAAGAAUCACAACAUAGAAAUCUCUGGAGGUCUCGGGCCAUCAUUUGGCAUGGUCCUGCGUGUGGGUUUGAUGGGGUGUAACAGCAACAAGGACCAUGUGGACAUGAUUUUAGAUGCUCUUUCUGAUGCACUUAAACACUGCCACAAGAGCAAAGUGUAAUAUCUUGUGUAGCAAACACAACUGCUGCUGAAACAUUAUGUAUAAAACCUAACUUCAUAUAUAAAAUGUAUAAUUUCUAAGAAGUACUCUGAAUUUGAGGGGUGGCACGGUGGUGUAGUGGUUAGCACUGUCGCCUCACAGCAAGAAGGUCCUGGGUUUGAACUCAGCGGCCGGUGAGGGCCUUUCUGUGUGGAGUUUGCAUGUUCUCCCCGUGUCCGCGUGGGUUUCCUCCGGGUGCUCCGGUUUCCCCCACAGUCCAAAGACAUGCAGGUUAGGUUAACUGGUGACUCUAAAUUGACCGUAGGUGUGAAUGUGAGUGUGAAUGGUUGUUUGUCUCUGUGUGUCAGCCCUGCGAUAACCUGGUGAUUUAUCCAGGGUGUACCCCGCCUUUCGCCCGUAGUCAGCUGGGAUAGGCUCCAGUUUGCCUGUGACCCUGCAGAACAGGAUAAGCAGCUACAGAUAAUGGAUGGAUGGAUACUCUGAAUUUGAAAUCACAACUAAAUAAACAAGAAUUGGUUUUAUUCUGACACUUGUAACAUUAUUAAGAUUGUGGAUGACAAUUUGGAGUUGUAGCAGUAAGUUCUGUUUUAUGAAUUUCUAAUAAUAUAGUUUCUCUAAAAAUACUUUUUACUUAAAAUAUUUUAUAUAAUUAUUUGUUGAUUGUUAG
This is a messenger RNA of Neoarius graeffei (lesser salmon catfish), 1931 nucleotides long. Its product is annotated as alanine--glyoxylate aminotransferase-like. The coding region runs from base 89 to 1264 and encodes 391 amino acids. Gene Ontology annotation, cellular component: cytoplasm; peroxisome. The transcript has 13 exons. Gene Ontology annotation, biological process: allantoin catabolic process; purine nucleobase catabolic process. Gene Ontology annotation, molecular function: L-serine:pyruvate transaminase activity; allantoinase activity; zinc ion binding. NCBI's taxonomy places the organism in Eukaryota, Metazoa, Chordata, Actinopteri, Siluriformes, Ariidae. The record is from RefSeq and is a predicted model, not a curated record.